Xenopus laevis (African clawed frog) is the source of this 4598-nucleotide messenger RNA. It is a transcript of the gene mtmr11.L, whose product is annotated as myotubularin related protein 11 L homeolog. The transcript has 17 exons. The record is from RefSeq and is a predicted model, not a curated record. Gene Ontology annotation, biological process: phosphatidylinositol dephosphorylation. NCBI's taxonomy places the organism in Eukaryota, Metazoa, Chordata, Amphibia, Anura, Pipidae. The coding region runs from base 322 to 2481 and encodes 719 amino acids. Gene Ontology annotation, cellular component: cytoplasm; membrane.
UCAGACAGUGCAGGAUACUCAGUAGAAGAGGCUGCGUCUGAAGCACUUGCACUGUAUGGGGGUGAGAUCCUUACUGACGAGGGGGAGGCAGAGCCAAUCAGAAGCCCCCGUGCAGCCUGCAGCUCCCAUCUGUUCUUCUUUGGACUCUACAGCUGCCCCCCUGCUGCCUUUAUUUCUGCCCCCAGACUCAGAACAAAGUCUUCUUUAUACUCUCACCAUGGAAGCAGCGCACAGGAUCUAAUCCCCCCCCCCAUUUCUUUUUUUAACUUUCCUGCAGUCUCCCUGAGUUCCCCUCCUGUUGGUUGUGCAUCAGAUCUUAGAAUGCUCCCCAGGUCCAUGACCUCCUUCACUCUCAAGCAGGACCCCCAAGAUGCCCGGCUAAAGAGCUCCAAGUCCCAGAGAAUUAGCAAGUACAUGGCUGGAAGUGCAGCGCUGAGAUGCCUCCCAGGAGAAACCAUUCAGGAAGAAGCUAUCCGAGUGAAGAAGUGUGUGCACUAUAAUGAUGGACCCCACUAUGUUUUGGGAACCCUGUAUUGCACCAACUACAGAACUGCUUUCAGGACAGAUCACCCUGAUAAAGAUUCUGCCGAUGAGGUGCUAUUUGACAAUGACAAUGACAUCGCUCUGCCGUGCGUCGACAGGAUUGUGGCAGUGUCCGGCCAGACCAAAAUGAAGGCGGUAACAGCCCAGUCCAACCUGAAAUUUAUUCCUGAAAAUCUUCUGAUAUACUUUAAAGGAUUCCGACUCAUGCACUUUCAUUUCAGCAACGACGGACUGCAGCCGCAGGCUUACAAAAUCACAAAAGCCAUCCUCCAGUAUCAGCAGAAGAGCUGCCUGACAAUGAAAAAAAAGAACAACACUGUCCUCAAGAACUUAGAUAACAAACAGGAUGGUUCACCAAUGGAUUUCCCCACGCAGCUUUUUGAGUCUUAUAGUGACUGGGAUAAUGAGAUAGACAGGCUUGGGGCCUCGGCCUGGAGAGUGAGUCCCGUCAAUGAACGAUGUGACACUUCCACCAGUUUGUCCAAGUACAUUGUGGUUCCCUGCAAGCUCCUGGACAAUGACCUGAAGAAGACCUUUGCUCACUUCAACCAGAGGCGCAUCCCUAGGUGGUCUUGGCAUCAUCCUGGGGGAAGUGACUUGCUGAGAUCGGCUGGAUUUGAAACCAACACUGAUCCUGAUAAAGAAAACAUGAGGUCCAUACGGUCCUUGCUGUUUGCCAACCAUUCCCAGUGUGUGAUUGUGGACACGAGUGAAGAACUUCCGUCUGUCUCAGAUAUCCAGCUCUCCUAUGGGAAACUGCGCAGCCUGUGCUUAAACGAUCCCUCUGUAACGGUGUCCGAUGAGAAGUGGCUCUCUAAUUUGGAAGGUACACGAUGGCUGGACCAUGUCCGGCUUUGCUUAAAGAAGUCCAGCGAGGUCUCUGGUUUUCUCAGUGAGGGGAAACGAUCUGUGGUUCUUCAAGAGUCGGAGGACCGUGACCUGAACUGUCUGUUGGCAUCUUUGGUUCAGCUGAUGUCAGACCCUGUUGUUCGCACAAUAUCGGGGUUCCAGAGCUUGGUUCAGAAGGAGUGGGUAUCUGCUGGGCACCCCUUCCUGCAAAGGAUCAAUCCUUUCAAGGAAACGGACAAGGAUGAAUCCCCGGUAUUUCUGCUUUUUCUGGAUUGCGUCUGGCAGCUCAUUCAGCAGUUCCCAAGCGCCUUUGAAUUCACAGAGUCCUACCUGCUAGCGCUACAUGAUAGCACCCUCCAUCCCUUCUGCAGCAGCUUCAUGUACAACUGUCAGUGGGAUAGGAUCAGGGGAUGCCAGCAGAGACAAUUCUAUAGCCAGACAUACACACCUGUCAACGGAUGGCGAGACGUUGUGCGGGACAGGAUUCUGCUUAAUGGAGAUUACAAGGCGGCAGAGGAAGAGAAACCAACUCCCGUAACUGUAUGGCAAUGGGAUCUAUUUUACGAUCAUUUGCGCCGGCAACAGUUCAGGAAUCCAAUUUACCAAAACAAGGAGCGGACCAUGCAGAACGGCAAUGGGAUUAUGGACAAGACAAGUAAGCUGGAUGCUCCCAAUCAGAGCCAGAUGUACCGGCUUUCCAGGGGGUCUCUUGUGCUGCAGUCCCCACUCUUGUCACUUAAGAACAGCGCUGUGUCAAAGAAAGGUGCGCGCCGAUCCCAGUCCUUCGAGAACCUACUGGAUGAAGAGAGGCAGUUCAGGGGUACCAUCAGCACCCAGAAUUCUACCAGCGACCUCCUUCAGCCUCUAUGUGUGGGGCCAUGGGUCCGGCUGUGGAAAAGAUGUUAUUUGCGCUGUACAACUGAAAUGCAGUUGGACCUGCCGCCUCCAUCAGCUGCUGCUUUGGCCAAGGAACUAAAAUCUCUUCUGGAGAAGCUCAAGAACUUUCACAUUACCAAUUGCCAAGAACCUAGUCCCAGCCUUACAAAUCAGACUGGUGGGAACAGCUUCUCGCCUUCCUCUUACGGGUAACGGGCCCAUUCUGGAACUGCUCCAGACAAGGCAAGAACAACGGAGAGCUGACUUGGAAGUGCUCUGGGAGAUUAGUGGUUUGAAUCCCUAUGUCAGCUCCUUGGGACCCAGCAGAAGUCCCAGAAUGCAGUGUCGGCACAAGGAGGCUUGUUUGACUGCUGUAAAGUGAAUGCCGUUAAAGUGCUGUUUAAACAACUCACCAUAUAACCCUAUAAAGGACCAGCCAGGCUAAAACGCAAUGAAUGGAUGAGGGUGUUAUGUAAAGAAGGAAUUUGUGACUCUGUAGCUGAUCUGUAAUUCCCAGCAUCGAUGAGAAUGUACCAGUUUCUGGCCCUGAUAUAUAAUUGACAGGUGCAUAAGUUGCCAUUUUAACAGAACUUAACAUGUAACCAAUGCCAGAUUAAUUAUAGCAGCCCUUGUAAAACAUCACAAGUAUGGACUGGAUUCCUUCAGCUGUUGUACAGUAACUAUCCCAUGAUCCUCUGUUGUCCAAAUGAAAGCCUGGCUAGCUGUGACGUAUCAGAACUGUAGUUAUAACAGCAUAAUGGCAGGAUGUUGUCUAAAUGUGUUCCUGUGGUGCCCUCUUCUGGUGUAAUUCUCUGAUACAACCAGAGUUUAUUAUAUAUGGUAUUAUAUAUUAUAUAUUUGAUUACAUACUGUUCCCUUUGCACUUUGUUUAGUUUCCUGCUGCUCCUAUUAAUUUACCUUUUCUAGGAUACUCCUGCAAUUAAUGGCCGUAUGUCAUGUGCAGCAAUUUGUGACACCAAAAUUUGCCAAAUUGCCUUCCUCCCUCCCUCGUCUGACAUCAGUAGUAAAUAUCAAGGUGCUGACAACGCAUUUUGUGCUACGGCAUUGUCAGCCAUUCUGUGUAAAGUUGAAAUUCUCAAAAGGGCCCUCCUCCCCUGUACCAGUAUUCCUAAGGCAGAGCAGCGGGUUUGGAGGCUACAAUGAUCAGCUGCUUCACUUUUACUCCUUUGCCCACUGGCGGCGAAAAGAAGCACGUGCACCAGAAGCCAAUCUGGUCCUGGUUUCUAAUAUGCAUUCUUCAGAUCAGCAACUGGGGUGCAAAAAUGAAGUGGACAACCUUAGGAAGACUGAUUCUGGGGGGGGGGCAAGGAUAUUUUGGGGAGCGAGACUGUGGCAAUUUGGGAGUGGGCGUCUUUGCAGGGUCCCUAUGUUGAUUAAAGCUGGCCAUAGAAGCAAAGAUAAAGACAUACGAAACAAGGGUUUGUAUAAUUUUCGGACCAUGUGCGGCUUGUCCCAACAUUUUUCGUGCCAUGGCAAGUGGUCGUUUAGUCAAUCGGACAGAUUAUACGUUUUCUGUCGGCUAACGAUAAUAUCUCUGCAUGUAUUGCCUAUCUGACUAUAUCAAUGGGUGACUGUCACUACUAUUUUUAGGACUUUCGUACGAUUGCAGUCUGUCAAUUCAUGGCCAGAACAUCGUCUGAUUUGUUCUUUUUUUCUACUUUACUUAAUCUCAAUGGUUAGUUGUGGGUUGGGAAAUUGCAACAAAAGAUCGUCUGUCGGACAUAAGAACAAAAUCUGCACAUCUAUGACCAUCUUAAGUGGGGGUUAGUUCUCCUUUGAAUUCAUUUUCACCAACACUGUUUGACAAUAUUAGGGGAUGAUUUAUGAAUAUAGGUGCUGCUAAUAGCAACCAAUCAGCAACUGGUUGUCAGUCUACUGCAAGCACACGACUGCUUCUGCAGUGUUCAUAAAUCAGCCCCUUAAUAUCUAUUGCCUCUAUUUCUUUUGAGAUAUAUAUAUAUAUAUAUAUAUAUAUAUAUAUAUAUAUAUAUUUAUAUAUAUAUAUAUAUUUAUAUAUAUAUAUAGAUAUAAUACUUGGUUUCUCAGAAUUGCCCAGAGUAGCAUCAUCUUUUUAUUUAUGCCAUUUUAAUGACUAAAUUAGUUUUAUUACAUGCAGAUUGAUUAUGGCUCUGAAAUUACAAAGAUUAAACUAAGUAUGCAAAAGUAAUGUAUGCCGAUUGCUCUUUGUGAAAUGACACGUACAUUGCUUGGUACAGUGUAAUGAGUUGUACAUAUCCAAUGCAAUGCAAUGUCUCUAUGCAAGUUUCUAAAUGUGAGAUAUUUAUAAUAAACCAUUUCUUUUGUUCAUA